AAGCUUGAAGAAGGAUGUUCGUGAUAUUGUGUUCUAUCCAAAGUACUGCUUACCUUUCUUGCAGGCUAGAAGGCUCGUGUGUAUUGAAUGUUCUUGGUCUGAAGAAGUUUCCCCAUCUUUCUCUAUCAAGGACCUGGUCACAUGGGGAGUGAUAAUAAAUUUUGAAAGAGUAAAAAGUGUAUCUGAAGAUGAUGCAAAUAGAAAGCCCGAAGAUGGAGACUACACAGUGGAUAUUCUUUCAAGAUGUGUCGUGAGCAAAGAUGGAUAUUCUUACAUGCUAUCUUACGGCUUGGUAUAUUUGGUAAACUUCUAGAACCUUUGCUCAGUUCGGAUGAGCGUGAGCUGAUAUUGAAAGCGCUUGGGAGGAAGAAGCCUAUUGAUGCCAGUGUGGAUUUGAGUGUUAUUGGACGAAUGGAUACUUGUGAGAAUUUGAGUGGAGCCGAUCUUGCUGCACUGAUGAAUGAAGCUGCAAUGGUUGCUCUUGAAGAGAAAUUAACAUCAACUGAGAGCACUUCUGAUGCAGCUCCAUGGACCAUCAAGACGACACAUUUUGAGCAAACUGUGAGUAAAAUCUCUCCUUCCGUAUCAGACGAGGUAUGAUUUGGUCACUGCUUAU
Molecule: messenger RNA, 616 nt
Organism: Juglans microcarpa x Juglans regia
Lineage: Eukaryota; Viridiplantae; Streptophyta; Magnoliopsida; Fagales; Juglandaceae
Product: cell division control protein 48 homolog C-like
Exons: 3
Coding region: 244-600 (118 amino acids)
Biological process (GO): ribosome biogenesis
Cellular component (GO): nucleus
Molecular function (GO): RNA binding; ATP hydrolysis activity; preribosome binding
Source: RefSeq, a predicted model, not a curated record